AAGACCAACAGAGCCAACUAACCUGGAUCCUUACCCAAACAAACCAGAGGGUGGCAUAGUUGGUACUCAAGAGCAGCAAAAGAGGAAAAAACGCAUUUCAGGAAGUCUCUUUCCAUAUCAGAGAAUCGAAACUGAAACAGAAGCAGUUUUUACUUCCUUACAACCUGCCAGCAUCAGCCACACCCCUGUGUUUCUCAGCUAAUUUGAGCGGGUAUGAACGUAGACAAGCGGACUGCUUGAGUUUACACUAAGACUAAAUGAGGUUGUUUUUCUCUUACAUCUUAGGAGGAAGAGAAUACAGACGCCAGACAUUUUCCACAUCAAAAUGGACAGUUUCUUUCUUUUUUUUUUCCUUUUAAAAGUUUUUUUUUUUCCCAUAGAAGAAGUUUGAAAAUUUGGACACUGUGAGAACGUCAGUGACCACUGUGACCUACAACCUCAGGUGGGGCGGUGGGAUUCUCUUCACUGCCCCUCCAGGCAAUUUGGCUAAUCGGAAUGGCAGAGACACUCAACCUUCCAAAAAACACAGAUGAGUGGACAAAAGAGGAUGUAAAUCUGUGGCUAGAAAGUCACAGGAUUAAUCAAAAACACAGGGAAAUCUUGAUGGCACAAGAUGUGAGUGGAGCAGUCUUGAAAUGGUUAAAUAAAAAACAUCUUGUUGAUAUGGGCAUAACCCAUGGGCCAGCUAUUCAAAUAGAAGGGCUAUUCAAAGAAUUGCAGAAGACAUCCCCCCAAAACUGUACUCAGACACCUAAGAAGAGAAAAGUCCAUAAAAAUAUUCCUAAAACCGAGACAGAAAGUAGAGAGACUUCAAAACAAAACCAAAGAGCUGAAGAGAAAUCAUGUAAGGCUGAUGCCUUUACAGUGAGUCCAGAAGGGAACUCACAUAAGGUUGAUGCCUCUGCAGCGAGUCCGCAGGCUAAAGGUUCUAAAUCAGACAAAAACGAGCCAGUGGAAGAUAAAACAGUCCAGCAGGAUAAGCAGUCAUUUCCAGGACCAACAUGCAUUGCAUAUCCUUUCAAUGAAUUCAGUAGUCCAUACCGUUACAAAUUAAAUUUCAUCCUACAGCCGGAAACAGGGCCACUCAAUCUCAUUGACCCAAUACAUGAAUUCAAAGCCUUCACAAACACAGAGAAAGCCACAGAAGAGGACAUAAAGAUAAAAUUUAGCAACGAAGUCUUCCGAUUUGCUUCAGCUUGUAUGAACUCACGUACUAAUGGCACCAUUCAUUUUGGAGUCGAAGACAAACCCCACGGAAAAAUUGUUGGUGUGGAGCUUACCACUGUCACUAAAGAUGCCCUCAUUGACCACUUCAAUCUGAUGAUAGCCCAGUAUUUUGAGGUCCACCAAGUCCAACAAGCAAAGAAGUGCAUUCGAGAGCCAAGAUUUGUGGAAGUUUUACAGCCAAAUAGUACUCCAUCUAACAAGUUCGUUAUUGAAGUGGAUAUCAAUCCGCAAUACUCAGAAUGCAAAGAAGACUACUUCCAAAUCAAAAUGCAAUGUUUGAAGGACAGAACAUGGCAACAAAGUUCAAAAUACUCAGUGUUUGUGAGAGAUGGACCCAGAAGUAAGGACAUCAUAGGGAAUAAAGCCGAUUUCAAAAAUUUUAAGUUAGACUUAAAAGCACUGGCAGACUCUAGAAAAGAAGCAGAAAAAAAAUCCAAAGUAAAACCAAAUGGAAACAACAGAGAGGGGCAAAAGCUAAUUGACCUGUUGACAGGAAAUAAAGAUCUGUUAGAUAACUCAUAUUAUGAAUGGUACAUUCUUGUAACAAAUAAAUGUCAUCCAGAUCAAACCGAACAUGUAGAUUUUCUGAAGGAAAUUAAAUGGUUUGCUGUAUUAGAGUUUGAUCCUGACUCUAAGAGCAAUGGUGUGGUCAAGGCGUUCAAAGGAACCCGAGUAGCAAAACUCUACUUUCCAAGUCAAUUUAUAGAAGACAAAACCACAGUAAGUGAGAAGAUUUCCACUCUGAAACUUUACCAGCAACCAAGCUGGAUAUUCUGCAAUGGGAGGUUAGAUCUGGAGAGUGACAAAUACAAACCCUUAGAUCCAAUAUCCUGGCAAAGAGAGCGAGCUUCUGAAGUCAGGAGGUUGAUUUCAUUUCUUACACGUGAUGACAUAAUGCCAAGAGGGAAGUUUCUGGUAGUGUUUUUAUUACUGUCCUCUGUGGAAGACCCAAGAGACCCCCUUAUUGAGACUUUCUGUGCCUUNUAUCAAGAUCUUAAAGGGAUGGAAAAUAUAUUGUGUAUUUGUGUACACCCACACAUAUAUCAGGUAUGGAAAGACCUACUUGAAGGUAGAUUAUCAAGACAGCAAGAUGAAUUAUCAAGGCAAAGCAUUUCUACUUUAAAUCUUGCAGAGAUAAAUGGCACUAUUCUUAAAUUAAAAUCUUUAACUCAGUCUUCAAAGCGAUUAUUGCCAUCUGUUGGCUCAUCUACUGUCCAUCUGAAAAAGGAAGAAGAAGAAAUUAUGACUGCCUUGGAAAUUCUCUGUGAAAAUGAAUGUGAAGGCACACUCUUGGAGAAAGACAGAGACAAAUUACUUGAAUUCAAGACAUCCAAAGAGGAAGACUUCUAUAGAGGUGGCAAAGUGUCCUGGUGGAACUUCUACUUUUCUUCUGAAUACUAUUCUUCAUCAUUUGUCAAAAGGGAUAAAUACGUGAAACUUGAAAAAAAGAUUCAAGAAUGGGCAAAUUCUUCUCAGCCAGGAUGUGCAAAAAUUAUUCACCUGUACCAUCAUCCGGGCUGUGGAGGAACUACUUUGGCCAUGCAUAUUCUCUGGGAACUAAGGAAGAAAUUCAGAUGUGCUGUGCUGAAAAAUAAGACAGAGGACUUUUCAGAAAUUGGUACCUACUCCACAAUUUUAAUCAAAUCAAAGGUGAUUGAAUGCGGGAGCUAUUGUGGAGUGCGCAUAAUUCACCAUUUGAUUGCCACUCUCUCACUGGAAGAAUUGAAGAAAAGCUACAACUUGUGCAAAAGUAAAAUUGUAAUGGAUAUGUUAACAGAAAAUCUGUUCUAUGACACUGGUAUAGGAAAAAACAAAUUUUUCCAAGACAUGCAAACACUGCUGCUCACAAGACAGCGCAAUGAACAUGAAGGUGAGACAGGAAACUGGUUUUCUCCAUUCAUUGAAGCUUUACAUAAAGAUGAAGGAAAUAAUGCAGUAAAAGCUGUAUUAUGUGAAGCUACCCGUAGGUUCAAACCCAACGCAUUCAUCUGUCAAGCUUUAGCGAGACAUUUCUACCUUCAAGAGAAGGACUUUGAAAAUGCUCUACAUUGGGCAAAAGAAGCAAAAAAGAUAGAGCCUGAUAAUUCUUACAUCUCAGAUACACUAGGUCAAGUCUACAAAAGUAAAAUAAGAUGGUGGAUAGAUGAUAAUAUAAAAAAUAGGAUUAUCUCAGUGAAAGAGCUAACUGAACUUUUAGAUUUAGCUGAACAAGCAUCAUGUGCUUUCAAAUUAUCUCAAAGGCAAACCGAAGACCGAGAAUAUGAAAGACUGAAUCAGAAGUCAAAGAGGAGGUACGAUACUUACAAUAUAGCUGGUUAUCAAGGAGAGAUAGAAGUUGCCCUCUACACCAUCCAGAUCCUCCAACUUAUUCCUUUUUUUAACAACAAAAAUGAACUAUCUAAGCGAGCUAUGAUCAACUUUAUAUCAGGAAAUUGUGACAUCCCAGGGGAUCUAAAUGAAUUUAAGUCAGCACUCAAGAGUUUUAUUCCUUAUCUAACUAACCUGAAGACUUCUUUAAAGAAAUCCCUUGAUUUUUUUGAUGAUUACUUUGUCCUUCUAAAACCCAGAAACAAUAUAAAACAAUUUGAAGAGGCUAAAAGUCGCAGAAAGGUGGCCACGUACUUUAAGAAGUAUGUAGACAUAUUUGGUUCCUUGGAAGAAUUACAAGAUCAAAAUUUUGUAUCAAAGCUCAGUUUACCUCUACAAGUAGAAGGGACUCGGAGAAGCCUAGAAGCUUUAAAAGCAGACAAGUUUUCUGGACUCUUAGAAUAUCUUACAAAAAGUUCAAAAGAUGCUAUGAGCUCCAUGGAAUAUAUUGUGAAUAAAUACACUUUCCUUCUUGAGCAAUGUCCUAUGAAAACCCAACAAAAGGAAAAGCAAAACUUUAUCUUGGCCAGCAUCAUUCUCUCUUGUAUUAACCCUACAUCCAAGUUAGUGAAGCCAAUUAAAAAAUUGAAAGAACAGCUUCGAGAGAUCCUGCAACCCAUAGGACUGACUCACCAAUUUUCAGAACCUUAUUUUCUAGCCUCUCUUUUAUUCUGGCCAGAAAACCAACAACUAGACCAAGAUUCUAAACAAAUGGAAAAGUAUGCUCAAGCAUUGGAGAAUUCUUUCAGGGGGCAAUAUAAACGGGUGUAUCACACAAAGCAGCCAAUUACAUAUUUCUUUCUUGGGAAGGGUAACAGUAGGAACAGACUCAUCCACAAAGGCAAAAUUGAUGAAAAUAUUGAAAACGUAUCAGAUAUUAAUUCCUGGUGGCAUACUGGAAAAGUAUGGGAAGAGGAAAAGGUCCAAAACCUUUUGGUUCGUUUACAGGGACGAGCUGAAAACAACUCUUUAUACAUAGAGUAUGGGAUCAAUGAAAAAAUCACGAUACCAAUUACACCCACUCAUUUAGGUCAACUUAGAAGUGGGCGGAGCAUAGAAAAGGUGUCUUUUUAUCUAGGAUUUUCCAUUGGAGGACUUCUUGCUUAUGACAUUAAAAUUGUNUAAGAUCUUGAGUUGCACAAGAGAUAUGGUUUUAGCAUCAGCUUUUUUCCCCUUUAGUUUACUUCUAGACACAACUCUUAAUAAUUCUGUGUAGUGGGAGAAGGGAGAGUAGAAGAAAAACAAGGCUGAGCCUUACUUGACAAUUUCUGAGCAAUGGAUACAUGGGCUUCUUUUUACUCUUCCCUCUGUGUUGUCAAGAAAUGAUUCUAAAACAUCUGCAAAAUAAAAUCAAAUCAAAAUA
Mus pahari (shrew mouse) is the source of this 4957-nucleotide messenger RNA. Its product is annotated as sterile alpha motif domain-containing protein 9-like. Gene Ontology annotation, cellular component: cytoplasm. Gene Ontology annotation, molecular function: protein binding. Lineage: Eukaryota; Metazoa; Chordata; Mammalia; Rodentia; Muridae. The record is from RefSeq and is a predicted model, not a curated record. The coding region runs from base 496 to 4719 and encodes 1407 amino acids. The transcript has 4 exons.